UAUUUACAACAGUGGACAUGGACAGAGCGCUACACAAUCAUACGGUGUGCAGACAGAGAUGGUGGUGGUUCUCCAGCUGGCUGCCCUCCUGGUGCCCCACCUCACCGUCUCAUCUAAGAAAUGCAGAGGACAGAAUUCUCCGCCCUCUCACACUCAGCUUCAGCAGACGACACAUCCCGGUAUCUAACGGGAACUUCAUCUGGACUCUGAGCUUUAAUGAGACUCAGGACUCUGAGUGUUCUCGGGUCCCAGUGGUGCUGCUGCAUGGGUUUGGGGGUGGAGUGGGAUUGUGGAUAAAAAACUUGGCUGCUCUGGCGCUCAGUGGGAGAACCGUGUAUGCUCUGGACCUGCUGGGCUUUGGCCAGAGCAGCCGACCAAUGGCAAGCAGCCACGCCCAGGAAGCAGAGGAGAUGUUUGUCCAAUCGCUGGAGGAGUGGAGGGAGGCGGUGGGGGUAGAGCUUAUGAUUUUGUUGGGUCACGACCUUGGAGGGUUUGUCUCCACGGCUUACGCUCUGACACACCCACACAGAGUGAAGACCCUGAUCCUAGUAGAACCGUGGGGAUUCUCAGAAAAACCCGAAGUGCAGGAGCUCCACUGCAGGAUCCCCAUGUGGGUAAAAGCUCUGGGAAAAGCAAUGAAUCCAUUCAACCCCCUCUCACUGCUCAGACUUGCAGGCCCACUGGGUCCUUUGCUGUUACAGACUCUGAGGUCAGACUUUAAACAGAAAUAUUCAGAUGUGAUCGAUGAUGACACGGUGACUGAUUACCUUUACCACCUUAAUGCACAGACACCCAGCGGUGAGACAGCAUUCAAGAACAUGACUGUUCCGUACGGGUGGGCCCAGCGCCCCAUGAUGCAACGUGUGGGAAUGAUCAAUCACACAAUCUCACUUUUCAUCAUCUGUGGCUCCCGUUCCUGCAUAGAUGGCCAAUCAGGACACGCCAUUCGUGAGAUGCGACCCAACUCACAGACAGAGAUUAUUGUCAUCAGAGGGGCGGGACAUUACGUGUUUGCUGACCAAUCAGAAGAUUUCAACGAGGUUGUGCUCAAGAUAUGCUCAGACGUGAAUAAUGAAGGAGAGACAGUUGUAAAAGAAAGAUAAAAGAAAAGAGAAAUGGGAUAAAGGGUGAAAUGGAGAGGAUACACUAGAACAUACCACUGGAACAUACCACUGGAAAAUCCAAGCAAAUGG
Molecule: messenger RNA, 1193 nt
Organism: Ictalurus punctatus (channel catfish)
Lineage: Eukaryota; Metazoa; Chordata; Actinopteri; Siluriformes; Ictaluridae
Gene: abhd5b
Product: 1-acylglycerol-3-phosphate O-acyltransferase ABHD5
Exons: 7
Coding region: 18-1103 (361 amino acids)
Biological process (GO): positive regulation of triglyceride catabolic process; negative regulation of triglyceride storage
Cellular component (GO): lipid droplet
Molecular function (GO): catalytic activity
Source: RefSeq, a predicted model, not a curated record